GAAGUUCUGGCGCCUAUGACAACAAUGACGCCUUUUGUGCUUUAAUUUGGAUAUUCUUUUUAUUUCCCCCCAUUGCAAAACAUAAUCAUGAUUCUGCCAGAUGAACCUAAAGCACAAGAUGUGCCUAAGAUUAUUCAGCCAAGAAAUCACAAAGCUAAAGUCAGUGUCUGGGCUGAUUUGACAGUUGAUGACCUGGACAGAAUCAAUGAGUCAUUGAAUGCUGACCACAUCAAAAUGGUUCUUGCAGAUAUAUUUCACCUUGACGACCACAAAACAAGUCUUAAAACUGGUAUAGUCAUGGAUCUGUACUACUACACUCUCCAGUUUGCCAGGGAAAAUAAAUUUACCAAGGAGCAGACAUCUGCCUUUUUCUCCAUUGUGAAGAAAACACAUGAAAUUUGCAUAGAGACACCAUUUGGAAAUCUGGAUGAGACAUUCUCUUUCUUCAAAGAAAUGGUAUUGUGCCAUGCUGUUAAU
Ruditapes philippinarum (Manila clam) is the source of this 477-nucleotide messenger RNA. RefSeq names its product cilia- and flagella-associated protein 119-like. The record is from RefSeq and is a predicted model, not a curated record. Lineage: Eukaryota; Metazoa; Mollusca; Bivalvia; Venerida; Veneridae. The transcript has 5 exons. The annotation marks the transcript as partial.